Molecule: messenger RNA, 1236 nt
Organism: Pterocles gutturalis (yellow-throated sandgrouse)
Lineage: Eukaryota; Metazoa; Chordata; Aves; Pterocliformes; Pteroclidae
Product: ecotropic viral integration site 5 protein homolog
Exons: 9
Source: RefSeq, a predicted model, not a curated record
GCGACAGACAAGGUUGCAGGAAGGCUGAGCUCUACUCUCUCAUGGGUGAAGAACACUGUAUCGCACACCGUCAGUCAAAUGGCCAGUCAGGUGGCAAGUCCAUCUGCCUCGUUACACACUACAUCCUCCUCUACCACUCUGUCUACACCUGCGUUAUCACCAUCCUCACCAACACAGCUGAGUCCAGAUGACUUAGAGUUACUUGCUAAACUUGAGGAACAGAACAGACUCUUGGAAACAGAUAGCAAAUCGUUGCGAUCAGUAAAUGGGUCAAGAAGAAAUAGUGGGUCUUCUCUUGUAUCUAGUUCAUCAGCUUCUAGCAAUCUCAGCCAUCUUGAAGAGGACUCAUGGCUCCUGUGGGGGAGGAUUGUAAAUGAAUGGGAAGAUGUACGGAAAAAGAAAGAAAAGCAGGUUAAGGAGCUUGUUCGAAAAGGGAUACCUCAUCAUUUCAGAGCAAUUGUUUGGCAACUUUUAUGUAGUGCUCAAAGCAUGCCAAUUAAGGAUCAGUAUUCAGAGCUUUUGAAAAUGACAUCUCCUUGUGAGAAAUUAAUAAGAAGGGACAUUGCUAGAACAUACCCUGAACAUGACUUUUUCAAAGAAAAAGACAGCCUUGGACAGGAGGUCUUGUUCAAUGUAAUGAAGGCUUAUUCUCUGGUGGAUCGUGAGGUUGGAUACUGUCAAGGGAGUGCUUUUAUAGUUGGAUUACUGCUUAUGCAGAUGCCAGAAGAAGAGGCAUUUUGUGUGUUUGUUAAAAUAAUGCAGGAUUACAGACUACGAGAACUCUUUAAACCAAGCAUGGCUGAACUGGGCCUUUGUAUGUACCAGUUUGAAUGCAUGAUACAGGAGCAUCUUCCGGAGCUUUAUGUGCACUUUCAGUCUCAGAGUUUCCACACUUCCAUGUAUGCGUCAUCAUGGUUUUUAACUAUAUUCCUUACAACUUUCCCACUACCAAUUGCAACAAGAAUAUUUGAUAUCUUUAUGUCUGAGGGUUUAGAGAUAGUAUUUCGAGUAGGUUUAGCAGUACUUCAGAUGAACCAAGCAGAAUUACUGCAACUUGACAUGGAAGGAAUGUUACAGCACUUUCAAAAGGUCAUUCCACAUCAGUUUGACAGUGGUCCAGACAAAUUAAUCCAAGCAUCUUACCAAGUCAAAUACAAUGCAAAAAAGAUGAAAAAGUUAGAAAAGGAAUACACUACAAUAAAGACAAAAGAAAUGGAAGAACAAGUUGAAAUUAAA